This is a messenger RNA of Ornithodoros turicata, 1476 nucleotides long. Its product is annotated as tubulin alpha-1 chain-like. Gene Ontology annotation, molecular function: structural constituent of cytoskeleton; GTP binding. The record is from RefSeq and is a predicted model, not a curated record. The transcript has 3 exons. Bases 92 to 1435 code for a protein of 447 amino acids. Gene Ontology annotation, cellular component: microtubule; cytoplasm. NCBI's taxonomy places the organism in Eukaryota, Metazoa, Arthropoda, Arachnida, Ixodida, Argasidae. Gene Ontology annotation, biological process: mitotic cell cycle; microtubule cytoskeleton organization.
ACCACGCGAUCCCCGUGCAUAUUAGAAGCUCAGCACAGAACUGCUUCACCAUCUCAAAGAUCUUUCUCCGCCGAUUGGCACCUUGUCAAGAAUGCGUGAAUGCAUCUUUCUCCUUGUGGGACAAGCUGGAGUCCAGCUGGGAAACGCAAUCUGGGAGCUUUUCUGUUUAGAACAUAGAAUUGAACCUGACGGUUGGAUGAUGGACAACACGGUUGGAGCCAGCGAUUUCGUCCAUACCUUUUUUUAUGAAUCUUCCGCCGGUAAGAAAGUUCCACGGGCGAUUUAUAUCGAUUUGGAGCCGACUGUGAUUGAUGAAAUGCGGGAGGGUGUCUUUCGAGAACUGUAUCAUCCCGACAUGCUGUUAACCGGAAAGGAGGACGCAUCUUGCAAUUAUGCUCGUGGACACUACACUGUUGGGCGAGGGAUGCUUGAGCUGGCCUUGGACCGUGUCCGUAAGCUGGCACGUCAGUGUACGGACCUACAAGGCUUCCUUGUUUGCCACAGCUUCGGCGGAGGCACUGGCUCCGGCUUCACAUCGUUGCUGGUUGAGCACCUCUCGGCAGAGUAUGCGAAGAGGACACUGCUUGGGUUUGCCGUCUACCCUGCUAACAAGGUUUCGACGGGAGUUGUGGAACCCUACAACGGUGUCCUGACUACCCACGCGACUCUGUCGCAUUUUGACAGCACGUUCAUGGUAGACAACGAUGCCCUCUACAGCAUAACGAAACGCAACCUGGAUAUCGACUGUCCCGGCUAUACGAAUCUCAACAGGCUCGUUGGACAGGUUGUCUCGUCCAUAACUUCCUUCCUACGAUUCAAGGGAGACGUAAAUGCAAACCUAUCAGAGUUUCAAACCAACCUGACUCCUUACCCAAGGAUGCAUUUUCCCCUAGUCAGUUAUGCCCCCGUGAUAUCGGCGGAGAACAAAUACCGCGAACACCCAUCGGUGCUACAGAUUACGAACGCCUGUUUCGAACCAGGAAACCAGCUGAUGAUGUGUGACCCCACUGACGGCAGGCAUAUGGCCUGCUGCCUACACUACCAAGGCGAUGUUGUUCAGAAAGAGAUGAAUGACGCCAUUUCUGCCCUCAAGACCAGGCGCACCAUCAGGUUUGCAGACUGGUGCCAAAAAAGUUUCAAGGCUUGCAUCAACAACCAGCCCCACACCGUGGCUCCGGGUAGCCAAAUGGCUAAGGCUCAUCGUACCGUCUGUGCCAUCUCAAAUUCUACGGCCAUUGCUGAAGCAUGGGCCCGUUUGGGCUACAAAUUUGACCUAAUGUUCGCAAAACGCGCCUUCGUGCACUGGUACAUAAACGAAGGCAUGGAACAGGAAGAAUUCUGUGAGGCUCGGGAAGAUUUGGCUGUCCUCGAGAGUGACUAUGAGGAUAUCUGUGUUAAUUUCGAUGGGGAUACUGAGGACAGUGAAGAGUCAUAAGCAUCAGUUUUUGCUCAAUGAAAAUUAUCGUUUUCUGAGAA